AAGUCAAACAGGUGAGCCAAUGUUUAGCGAUAAGACCGUACCGUUUGGAUGCUGAUGUGAUCAAAUAAGACAGAGAGUGGGUGCCAUUUUAUAUCAUUUGCCUCAAAGCUUAGCUUUGCUCACUUGUAUUUGCUGUUGCAUACAGUACUGCAAUUGUAUAAUGUCGGCCACCAUGUGUCAAGUGAUGGGAUUCGUCCUGGGCCUUCUGGGGAUUGCGGGUGUCAUCGCUUCCACAGUGAUGGACCAGUGGAGCACCCAGGACCUGUACGAUAACCCAGUAACGUCAGUCUACAACUACAGGGGGCUCUGGCGGUCCUGUGUCCGACAGAGCUCUGGCUUUACAGAGUGCCGACCUUACUUUACCAUUCUCGGACUGCCAGGCAGCUUCCAGGCAGUGAGAGCCCUGAUGAUUGUGGGGAUCGUGCUGGGGGUUAUUGGAGCACUGAUCUCCAUAUUUGCACUGAAGUGUAUCCGAAUGGGCAACAUGGAUGAUACAGUGAAGGCUAACAUGACCCUGACAUCCGGGAUCCUGUUCGUUGUGGGAGGUGUUUGUGGCAUUGCUGGUGUGUCCGUCUUCGCAAACCUGAUUGUGACCAACUUCAUGUUCACGACCACAUCAGCCACUAUGCAAGGGUCUCUCCAGCCAAGGUACACCUUUGGCCCUGCCCUCUUCAUGGGCUGGGUGGGAGGAGCAGUGCUGGUAGUGGGCGGGAUUAUGAUGUGUGUGGCCUGCAAAGGAAUGGCACCUGAGAAGACUCACUACAACACAGUAGCCUACAAAGCAUCUAGACCCAACACCAUCUACAAGUCCGGAGAUGAGCGGUCCAGACGUGGGUUUGACGAGGACUACAAGAAAAGUACAACUCGCAGCGACGAUGGCAGGCAAACACAGCCUUCCAGAUUUGACUACGUGUAACACCGGUCUGCAACUAGGGAGGCUGCCGGUGAAAUACAAACCUCAAACUGUCUUAGAACAGGGGAUCAAAGAUGGGUCUCUGCAGCUUUCAUUGACAACCAGUUUAGCCAGGUUAUAACAGAUUAGGAAUUUGACCAACAUCAUAUGAUUACAUCCAGGUCAUAAAUGUAAUAAAUUAUAUUAAAAUGCAUAUUAAAGUGAAUUCUCAGGACAUUGGUAAUCCUUGUUAUUGAAUGUAUUUGUUUAAUAUUUGUGAGCCUGUUCGCAAACAUUAUACUUUGAUUAAGGAUUGCCCCACAGGCUCUAAUUUUCUACUCCCCUUUAUGGUGUAACAAAUUACUUUUGAGUAGAACUAGCAGAUUGUAUAGUACCACAUUAUGUACUGAACGCAGAGGUGCAUAACUAGCAGGUCCCUUUACUUUUUUUAACUUAAAAAUUUGGCAUUAGCUGAAGUUGUCUACUUAUGGUUUAACACAGCUUUAAAUGACAAAAUUGCAGUAAUGAAUUUAACCUUAAAGGAAAGUGAAGCAUGUGAUUAUAGUCAAUAUCCCCAGUUCUGACUGUGUUGUGACAGUGCUGCGCUUGCAUUUUUAAAAUAUUUUUACUUGUUAUUUCUUGUUUUUUUAUAGUUAUAAACAUACUUAAAUAGACUAAUCACACCCACAGAAUUCUGGUGUGUGUAGUCUGGUAUCUAAAAUAAUAAUAAUAAAAAAGCUUAUAUUUUUUGGUUCUGUUUCUUGACCCCUACUGUGCUUUUUAUCAAUUUCAGAUUCCUCCCCUUCACCCCAAAUAACACCACAGGCUUGUGUAUGGCCUAUAAAAAAUCAGGCACCAAGAGUUACAUGAAAAGUCUGUUUUGAUUAAACAGUUUGAUAACUAGGAAUACAACCAUUGUAGGUUUAAGUAAACUUUAGUAAAAUGUCGGUUUAGGUAAACUAGGGCCUAAGCUGUGGUAAAUGGCCCUAGUUAUUAGUAAGGACUGGCUGAUUAUUAUAGCUGAGAAGUGUCGUGUGUACCAUGUUACAUAUCUUCACCGUUAGACUGUACUAAGAUGCAAAGAAUGGAAGUCGCACCAGUAUGUACUGUAAUUAAUUACUGCUACAUUAAGGCUGUAAUCAUCUGUCUCUUUUUGUUCUUCAUAUUUGUAUGACUUGAGAAAAAUGCAUUUUUUUCAUUAAAGUUUUCAAAGUAAUA
Messenger RNA from Polyodon spathula (Mississippi paddlefish), 2110 nucleotides. RefSeq names its product claudin-18-like. Gene Ontology annotation, biological process: cell adhesion; bicellular tight junction assembly. Gene Ontology annotation, molecular function: structural molecule activity. The record is from RefSeq and is a predicted model, not a curated record. Gene Ontology annotation, cellular component: bicellular tight junction; plasma membrane. Lineage: Eukaryota; Metazoa; Chordata; Actinopteri; Acipenseriformes; Polyodontidae. The transcript has 5 exons. Bases 161 to 916 code for a protein of 251 amino acids.